GUCACCUCUGGGAGUCCGACCCCAAACUGAUGAGUGACACCGGUCUUCUACCUCUUCAACCUUGUCGUCGGUGACAUAUACCGCGGCGUCUUGUCAUCAAGCAGCAUCACCCGUUGACUAGUCAUUCAGAACAAUGCUGUUGCUCACAGUGUUCAUACUCAUCAUCGAUGCAACAGUGUGCGAGCGAGAUAACAGGAUAACGACAGUCGACGUUAAUGUUGAUGUGCCAACGACAACGGCGUCGGGGAGCCUACCGUUCACGGCGGUAACGCAUCCGACGCCGGUACUGGAGUCGUCGACGUUCGAGACGACGGUAACGCCGACGAUGGAGGAUGAAGAAGAGGAAGAUAUCGAACAACGAGUGAGCAACAUCAUGAACAGUGCGUACAGAAAGGCGCUGCCCAUUGUUACCAGACUGGGCUUCGAUCCCGCCGUGUCUGUGGAAUGCUCGGCGAGCUUGUUGAAGCUGUCCCUGGCGCUCAGGAGGUUCGAACCUUGGGCUAUUCACAUGCUGGACGCAUCUGGGAAGGUGGCACCAGGGUUGCUAGCCGGAACCAUCGGCGAUUUGGGGAACUUCGACGAGUGUUUGGCCAUCACGGUGGAGAACACGUACGGCGAGGAAGACUUCCGUGGCAGAUUCUGCACCAUCUACAUGGAUUUCAGGAACAACUCCUUCGUGGACAAAAUGGUGGCCAGGUUUCAAGAGAAGGGACACCUCAGAGGUCACAAGAACCCGCUUAAUUGGGUGAACAACAGGCUAGUCCGUGGCGUACGUCAAACAGCGUGCAUCCCGUCGACGUGCUCGGACAAGGACCUCGAACACCUUGUCAACAUUGCCGGGAAGAAGAUCGGCAUGAAAGCCCGCAUUCGGGGCUGCAAAGCCCGCGGAGACACUGUGGCCACCAACUGGCAGAAGGGAAUCAUAUACACACUGGCCACGAUGAUGUCCAUCGUUUUGCUCGCCACGGGAGCUGACACCGUUCGAAGGCUCCUGUUCGCUCCGGACGUUAGGCAGAAACAAAAAGGAAGCCUAGUGCAGUUGAUACGAGGCUUCUCAAUCGUGUCAAACACGGAGAAGUUGCUCAAGAUUGAACCCAGCGACCCGGCGGACUCCAAGCUACAGUUCAUCCACGGCUUGCGUUUCUACAGCGCCACCUGGGUCAUGCUCGGUCAUGCUUUCCUCAUCGCGGACCCUACCGGAACAGGCUCCUUGAUGAACGUGAUCGAUCUUGUGAAAGACUUCAUGACAACUGUCAUUGCCAAUGCAUUUCCUUCCGUGGAGACUUUCCUCUUCAUAAGUGGAUUCCUCCUGUCGUACAACGUGCAGAAAUCGCUCCGAUCCAAGAGAAGACUCUAUCUGUGGGUUCCUCUCGCGCUGCUUCGACGAUACAUCAGGUUGACAGCGCCAGCUAUUGUUGUGGUGGGCAUCUGGCUCAUCGUUCCCUUGGUCUUCGACGGUCCCAUUCUCAACGACUACAAGCAAAUGUUUCUGGGAAGCUGCGAAAAAAGCUGGUGGGCUGUUCUCGUCCACACCAACAACUUCUCGCCUUUUUGGGACAUGUGCUUGGGUCAUCUGUGGUACAUCGACAUCGACUACCAACUCUACUUAGGACUGAUAAUCAUUCCAGUAAUAAUGAUCUCGCGACCUCACGUGGGGACGUUUCUAGCUGUCGUGGCCAGCAUCGCAUCUAUUGUCUACGUAGCCGUUCUGACUUAUCUCAACGGAUAUCAACCCUCGGUCAUUUUCACCGACCACGACAUCGAUCUGACAGUGGAGACGGUCAACCAGAUCUACUUCCGACCGUUCGCUCACGUGGGUCCCUUCUGCAUCGGCAUCGUCUUAGGUUACUAUAUUCACGCUGCAAAGAAGAUAAAGCUGUCCAAGCCUGUGCAGUUCCUGUUCUGGUCGGCAGCGACGACGGUCAACAUUACCGUCGUGUUUACUCCUCACAAAUGGUACCUUCACAACAAUUACUCCAGCUCCUCAGCGGGUACCCUGUUGUACGCCAGUUUGCAUAGGGUUGCCUGGACGCUGGGCGUUGCUUGGGUGACCUUUGCCUGUGCCACCGGCCGAGGAGGUAUCGUCAAGUCCCUCCUCUCUUGGAAUGCCCUGGUGCCCUUGAGCCGCCUGUCUUACGGUGCCUUCCUGGCGCACGUCGUCAUACUCCUGACACAAGUGAUGACAAAUCGGGAGAGGAUCGCAUUCACCCACAUGACAAAGACGAUGAACUACUUCGCUGUGGUCAUGGCGUCUUACAUGUGCGGAUACUUACUGUACCUGUUCUGCGAAGCACCUGUCGCCACUGUAGAAAGAAUCUUACUGGGCGGUGGCAAGAAGGACACCGUCAAAUCAGGACUGCCCAUCUCCAAGCCAUUCCACUCAACGAACAAUAACCAUCAUGUGCAACAAGACCCCAGUGACGUCACUGUACAAAAUGGACCAAUGAUGCAAGAGGAGAGCUAUGCCGGAUGCAGACUUUAGAAGGAAAUGUGGAAGCCGCCAUCUUCAGAAAGAUGCAUUGUGUCCUACGAGGCGAGACCCUAUAAGAGGUUCAUCUGCACAGGCGCUGUACAUGCAUGUGACGACGCAAGUGGAAUUCUCGUGAGCGGAGCUAAUGCGAUUGAACAAUACCAUCGCGGUCACCAUUCUCCCUGCAUGUCAGACCACUACUACCAUCACCACUACCACCACCAUUAUUCUUUGUAAAAUAAAAAAAAAGGUCAUAUGCGCAUGAACCACACUCUGCAGAUUGACAAAACAGACACACUCUGCAGCUCCGCGACGCGGUAUUUAAUGCCGAA
This is a messenger RNA of Ornithodoros turicata, 2802 nucleotides long. RefSeq names its product nose resistant to fluoxetine protein 6-like. Gene Ontology annotation, molecular function: acyltransferase activity, transferring groups other than amino-acyl groups. The transcript is spliced from 15 exons. The record is from RefSeq and is a predicted model, not a curated record. Bases 134 to 2482 code for a protein of 782 amino acids. NCBI's taxonomy places the organism in Eukaryota, Metazoa, Arthropoda, Arachnida, Ixodida, Argasidae.